UGUUGCCGUUGCUGUUGCUGUUGACGACAGGCAGCGCAAUCGGAAUAUGACGCUCGGAUUAUUUCAGCUGCGCUCAUUCCGCUUCAGCUGAAUGGUGAACGACGAUUUUUUAGGCCCUUUGGGCCAAAUAAUAGUAUAUUGUACUAUUUUCGUUGUAGUUAUAUCAGUAAUCCUAAUAAUUGCUUGUCUUAUCACACCAGGCUGUAUCGGAUACGAAUGUGUUAGACCAAGAAAAAAGUCAGAACAGUCUGUGUCUGCGAAGCAAAAUAAUAAACCAAACGAUAAUCUAAACCUCAAUGACAUUAGCUACAGGUCUUGGCGACUCGGUAGUUUAUAUGAUACUGAAAAUGGAACGAUCUGCGAGAGUCCAGGAGAUUCCUUCAACUCUGACAACAGUCAGUUUAGAAUAGCCGACUCAACUACAGUAAUGAAUCUUGCACCACCACCAAAGCAAAAGAAAUCAAACAAAGAAAAAGAAUUUCCAACUGAAAUAACACUGAGCCUACGGUAUUUACCAUAUUGCGAAGGGCUUACGGCUUCGAAACUCGUCAUUGGCAUUGAGGCCUUAUCGGGUCUUCCACCGAAGCAAUACAACUGCACGAUGGAGCCUUACGUAUCACUCGAUGUUUUCAAACAAUUUUGGACGCAUCGAAAGAAACAAAAGCUAUACACUUUCAAAACUAAAUGCAUUAGGCACACGGCAAAUCCGAUUUUUCGGGAGUCUUUCGUGAUUGCUGGAGCAACGGCAAAAGAUAUCAGAGAUUGGAUAUUAAAUAUCGAAGCUUAUGAUCACGAUCGAUAUGCAAACGACACAAAACUAUGCGAAUUGCAAGUCCCAUUUAAAGAUGCUAAGAAACUAUUUUUAAAUCCAGAAACUCAUCUUUUCAAUUUACAAAUGAAAAAAUCCAGAGAGGAAUUUGGAAAUAUACUACUCGGCAUCAGUUAUCUGCCUACUGCGCAGCGCUUAACCAUCAAGGUUAUGAAAUUGCGCAAUGUCAAGUUCGUACCGGUAGUACUGAAUCUAAAUGAAUUUAAUCCAUACGUAAGAAUUUUGUUGUUGAAUGGAAAAACUGGGAGAAAAAUUAAAAAGAAGAAAACUAAAUUCAUUCGAGCCAAUGCAGAACCUGAAUUCAACGAGACACUCACAUUUGAUUUACCAGUAUCACAGAUUGACAUAUUACAGUUUCUUAUUAUUUUAUGCAGUAAGGCCUCGCUAGAGGACAACAACGUACCAAUGAUGAACGAAUUACCGAGUGACAGCGAGGAUUCGGUCAACUCUUUCCAGAAAUCAAAAGACGUCUCUAUAGGCAAAAUUGCUCUUGGUAAAGGAGUUCGCGGAGCAACCGAGCGACUCCAUUGGUUUUCCGUACUGCAAAAUCCCAGAAAGCUCGUUACAGUAUGGCAUACUCUCAAAUGAUCGACCGUACCUUUCAUUCAUAUGUACGCGCUUUCAUGUAAAUAAGUAAAAUAAAUAUUUCGAAAUGUCCUCUUA
Ceratosolen solmsi marchali is the source of this 1492-nucleotide messenger RNA. RefSeq names its product synaptotagmin 20 (gene Syt20). The record is from RefSeq and is a predicted model, not a curated record. The transcript has 10 exons. The coding region runs from base 92 to 1417 and encodes 441 amino acids. Lineage: Eukaryota; Metazoa; Arthropoda; Insecta; Hymenoptera; Agaonidae.